This is a messenger RNA of [Torrubiella] hemipterigena, 2332 nucleotides long. NCBI's taxonomy places the organism in Eukaryota, Fungi, Ascomycota, Sordariomycetes, Hypocreales, Clavicipitaceae. The record is from the annotation of a GenBank genome assembly.
UCUGUCACCACAGUAUAUAUGAAGCUCGAGCCCAGGUAAGAUGCCACUCAGAUUCCUAUAGACUAAACAAAUCACCACACACAUUUACAAUGAAUACCACGACACCUAUCGAAGAGGGCUUUCCUCAGUUUGCGCGGUUUCCUGCUGAAAUCCGUAUCAUGGUCUGGGAGUACUGCGUGUCCAAAACAGUUUUGGCAACGAAUAGAGAGGUAUGCAGCAAUUUGAUGCCGGAAAAGAGUCAAAACGAAGUUUGGUCCCCGGGCCAUCCAAAAACUACAAAGCCUGCUCUCCUUUCAAUCAAUACGGAAGCGCGAGAUGUUGCCUUGCGGUAUGGGCGAAAGGUUCGUCUUGUGGGGGCCGGGACAACAUGGGAGGAAUGGAUACAGCCGAAUCUUGAUACUGUUCAUCUGGCCUGGAGGAAACCUUGCAUUAGCCGCGGCCUACACUGGAGCGAUACAAUGUGUCCCGAACUUCAUUCCCUUUUGGCGGAGGCUGUAGUAAAGCGCAUGCGUAUUUCCGUGCCUGCCGAGCGACUUUGUCCAUUCCCCGCAGGCUACGACACGAAGAUAGAGCUUAAUCCACGGAUAAUUACGGACACACGCGGCAUGUUGGCGGUUAGGGCAGAAGACUAUACCUACGACUUGAGUCGGUGGAUUCCAGACAACCAAGUAAUUGCGGCUGUCUUUAAGGUUGUGCACAUCCACGCCCAUCGCCCGGAAAUACUCCAAAGCGGCUUAUUUGGCUUCCUUGGUGAUGCACCGGUGCAACUGGUUCCGUACAACGACAGGGAAGCGCUGCUUAAGUACCAGUCUCUAUUGGAUGUGUGCGGGUUGCGGAGAAGAGACUACAGGGCUGAAUAUGAGUUUGAGUAUCUUCUGAGCUCGCAGUUUCAAUACGAUGUGGAAUACUGGACGAGCUGCGCAAGAUGGCUGCUCUUCGCACAGAGAUGGCGGCACGAACGUCGAGUUGCCGAAUCCCCGGAAACGCUGGAUACUGUUUGGCUGCCUAGGACAACCGGGGCUCCCAACGACGACUCGAAACGUAUGCAGCAUGAUAGGUUUGAUGAAGACCAUCCGUGGGCGAUAGAUACAAGGCAAAAGUUACCCAAGCUGGAGCUUAAUAUCAUGUUCAAGUGGUGUGAGAGCGAUUGCAUGUCUCUUGGGCCUCGGGUCCGGGGUGUCUUCAACUAUUUUGUCCAUAAUGGUCAUCGAGUGGACUGGAACUAGCCAGACAGUGUUUUAACCUGAUAAUACUACACGCGGGUAUUUCUUUUCUCCAUAAUGGGAUAAUAAAUCACAGUUACGUAGAGCCGGGUACAUUAUAUCAUUGUUGUUGCUCGUGGGAUCGUGUUCAAUUGCAUGUGUUCGACACUGACCGGCCUUGCGUGUAAGGUGUAAUUUUGCGUGGCAUUGGUUCGACUGGGAGCAGUGUCCGGGCAUACUAAUACAGCUACAUUAUGUAGAGUAACGGUGUCUGAUCAACUUACCACUUGUCCAGCUGCCCUCGGUUCUGGCCUGUCUUAUCCAAGCCACUGACGUGCGCAAGGAUGAGCGGGAGAGCCCGGGUAGAUCUCGCCGACACAUGCCAAAUAAUUUACCCCAGGAAAACGAGCGAGUGCAAGGCCAUGCUAGGGAUGCACAUGCAAGGUCUCAGAGAGCAAGGGCCACAACGCACGUCUGGGGAAAAAUAGCGAGCAGAGGCGAGACAAGGGGGGGCCGGUGGCCGGUGCGCGGUGGCCAUCGGAGAUGUAAGUGUGCAAUGGCGUGCGGCAAAUGACGGGACAGACGGGAGCUAAAAGCGAAACCUAAGUCAAAAGCCAAAAGAUAAGAAAACGAGAGAAGCGUAUGCGUGCUGCAGUUUUUGUUAGGGUUCAUCUCGGAUAAACAACUGUUAGGUAGUGGCCGCGCGUGACUGUGAAAUUCUAUUAGGGAAGAGCGACGUUUUGAACGGGAUUCCUUGCUGAUGGCAUCUCGGAUCAUCUUUUUUUCUCUCAUCAUACGGCUUUUCUUUGCGUGGUGGGCGGGUUUCUUUAGUAAGAAUAUUACUCUCUACUUGCGUGCUUCUUGGCUGCGGAGUGAAGCGUGAGAUGGGGAAGCUCCAGGCGGAGAGCAGAUGCUGCGCCGUGAUUGGUCGGCGACAGCAGAGAUAAGAGAGUGGUAGUAAGGCAGCCCCAGACAAGGCGCGGAUGCCCUGGAAUUUUGGGCAUCACUUUGCAGAUUGUCUUAUCCUGAGAGGCGCUGGAACCACCACGAAACUAGCAGCUGGUGGUGCUCCGGUUCUGCCCGGACGACAUGACGGACGUGCAUUGCGUGAAAUAAUAACAGAAGCUGGG